AGUUCUGUAAAAUUGACGAUGGGAGAAGAAAACUCGUGGCCGAGAGAGAGAAAAUUGUCGACGAGACCCAUUUUGUCGUGGGAAAAGCCCCUCGAAAUCAGUCAGUGAGAGUAUGUCCUGUGAAAAGCUUCUGUGAGCUCCUUUCGGUGUGCAACAACCAAAAGAUUUCCCAUGCAAAAUCACCCAUAAAUUCCUGCAAAUUUUCCCUAUUUCCUCACAAUCUUAUCUCAUCGGCUUCACACACAAUACUUCCCGUGAUCAGUGUGACCCCAAUAUUGUUCCCACAACUUUUGGAUACUGCAGUGAAGUGGACUAAAGUGAAAAAUCGGCAGUGAAGCUAAAGAAAAAGCUCACGAAGCUCGUGUUCAUUUCUCCUUUCGUUAGAUGGAUGUAAAAAAAAAGUGAAGUGGCUGCCAUUGGGUGAAAAGUGAAGAAAAACCCUCUAAAUUCGAUUUUCACCGGGUGAUUCUUUUUGGCCCCAAAAGUGCACUCACAAUGAAAUGACACUCUCCACGCUGUGAUAAAAUUAUCUUCACAUUCUUAAUCUUGCGACGGAGAAGGACAUCGAGAUUUUUUUUUUGUAAAGUAUUGGACACAUCUCUGCGGCAGUGAGUGAAAAUGGAUAAGUAGUAAGUGUCACGAAGAUACUAAAAAAUAGAUGAUGAAAAGAGCAUUGAGUAAAAUGCUUAAGUGAGUGCAAGAAGUGGCUUUUGGAUAAGUCAAACGAUGGAGGAAGAUCAUGCAAAGUCGCCAGCAAGGGCGAAAAGUCAGCAAAAUAUUACAUCGGAUAUUUUACUGCCGGACAGUGUCCUCGAGAAAUUGUACCAGAAUUAUUCGAUAAAACAGAAACGAAGUGGACUUAUUUGCUUUCUUCUCACAUCAAUACUCUUUGAUCUCUGGGCCAUUGCAAUACCACAGGGACAGACUUAUGGAAGCUUAGGUUGUGUCGGUCUAUUUCUCCUUUCAAAUCUGAUUCUCCUCGUUGUGCUGAUAUUUGGUGGGAAGUUUAAGGAUAUCGUAUGGAAGGUUGCACCAUACCUAGGAUGGACUUUUGCCUUUCUCCAGCUUGCCCUGCAUCUCAUACUCAAAGACAACCUCAUACCCAAAGACUCUCUGGGAUGGGUUAUGCUCUUCAACUUUCUUGUCUACAUCAUCCUCCCGGUACCUAUGAAAUAUCAUUUGAUCUUCUUCGGUAUCGCCACAUUCUUCAUGUACAUGGGCAUCAUCACGGGAUUGGCACAAGUGGAUUCUGAGUUCUGGAGACAGCAAUUGGUGAACAUGAUGUUGAUCGUUGGGGCCACACUCGUAGGACUCUUAUGCUACCAUUUAGGGGAAAUCAAGCAACGACGCGCCUUCCUGGAGGCCAAGAAGAGCCUCGAAGUCAAAAUGCUGAUUGAGGAGGAGUCCGCCGAGCAGGAACGACUCCUUCUCUCCGUUCUUCCUGCUCACGUGGCAGUGAAAAUGAGACAGGAUUUGGGAUGCACGGAUUCGGAGCAAUUCAAGAAAAUUUAUAUGAGUCGCCAUGAAAAUGUGAGCAUUCUCUAUGCCGAUAUCGUGGGUUUUACGGCGAUUUCUUCAACAUACUCCGCUCAGGAUCUAGUAAAGAUGCUCAAUGAACUUUUUGCGCGCUUCGAUCGGCUGGCAGAGAAAUAUCAGCAGCUAAGAAUAAAAAUUCUAGGCGACUGUUACUACUGCAUCAGUGGAGCUCCCGUGGAAAUAGCCAACCAUGCCUCAUUAUGUGUCUACAUGGGACUAUCUAUGGUGAAAGCCAUAAAAUAUGUCCAGCAGAAAACUCAAUCACCCGUGGACAUGAGAGUGGGCAUUCAUACUGGAGCUGUUCUUGCUGGCAUCCUGGGUCAACGUCAGUGGCAAUUUGAUGUGUAUUCGAAGGAUGUUGAAUUGGCCAAUAAAAUGGAAUCCAGCGGAAUGGCUGGACGAGUUCACAUCAGUGAGAAAACUUUGAAAUUCCUCAACGGAGAGUUCGAGGUGGAACCAGCUUAUGGGGAGAAACGUGAGGAGAGUUUGAGAAUUGCAGGACUAAAAACAUAUUUUAUAACGAAAGUUCUGAAACCUUUUGUUCCUACGUCGAAUGAGGAGAAGAAUGGAACAACGAAAUUAGGCGAUAUGGCACAAAACUCCCUGGAAUCCGAUGCACUGUCUGACACACUCCAGGAAGAUGAUCAGCCAAAGACUCAUAUCACACAGGAGAGUCACGAUGUCUCGCCAAUGUCGGAGGACAAGCAGAAGGAGGAGGACUAUAGGUUGAGACUUCAGAAGGAAUUAGUUAGUCGCGAUGGUCAUGGGGACCUGUCCAAACACACAAAUUUUCUGUUAACAUUUCGCAAUAAGAAUCAUGAGGCGGCAUAUUCAGCCUAUCGAGAGCCAUAUUCAGCAGUACCAUUGCUUGCAUGCCUUGUCGUGUAUUUCUUAGGCAUCGUUUAUUAUCCUGUGGUGCUUCCUAAAACUGCUCUCCAUUUUGCACUAACAUUGGCGCCAUUUCUCCUCAUCUUCCCAUUAGUCUUCAUUUCCGUGGGAGAAAGUUUUUUCCUCAUCUUUCCUGAGUGGUUAGUGAACAUCAGUAAGAAAUUCAAUGAUCUCAUCUGGCUCCGAAGAACAUCGGCUGCUCUCGUUAUCCUCCUCAUCAUUUUGAUGAAUUUCUUUGAUAUGGUGGCUUUUACACUGCAAUUGGGCAACACAGAUACUUCUGUUAAUACAACCCUUCAUCACUUUAAGCUCGAACCAUCAGAAGCAUACUUCCCAUCGUAUUUCACCAACUAUGCUGUAUUGAUACUUAUUGGUACCUCUAUCUUAGCACAAUUAUCACAUGUUGUCAAGAUAUUCCUCAUUAUUGCAAGCACAGCUUUAUACUGUUUCACAAAUAUCUUUCUGAUGGAAAAAGACUUUCAGAGAGAACAAACUACGUUAUGGACUGUAGAUGUACCUCUACGCUUUGUAAUCUCUGUACAGUUGAUUGCAAUUGCCAUAAGCCUAUCUAUCCUAUCUCGUCACUUUGAUCGUGAAGAUCGUGUGAUCUUCAUGUGGCGGAUUGAGGUAUCCGAGGCCAAGGAGAAGGCAAGUGACAUGAGACAACGAAAUGAGCAACUCGUUUACAACAUCCUUCCCGUUCACGUGGCAGCUCAUUUCAUGGGAAACAGGAAACGUUCUCAUGAUGAUCUCUACUCCCAGAGUUAUGCCGAAGUAGGUGUUCUGUUUGCCAGUAUGCCGAAUUUUUCGGAUUUCUACUCAGAGGAUGCUGUAAACAAUCAGGGCCUAGAAUGUCUUCGUUUUCUCAAUGAAGUCAUAUCGGAUUUUGAUGCAUUGCUGGAACUACCACAGUUUCAGGACAUCAUCAAAAUCAAGACCAUUGGAUCGACCUACAUGGCAGCCAGUGGACUCAAUCCCACACGUCAGGUUCAACCUGAGGAUCCGAUUGUUGUGCGAUGGAAUCACUUGGCAUUGCUGGUGGAGUUCGCCAUUGAACUGAAGAAGGCCCUACAGGGCAUCAAUGAGCAAUCCUUCAAUCACUUCGUGCUGAAGAUGGGUGUCAAUCACGGACCCAUAACAGCCGGUGUGAUUGGAGCUAGGAAGCCACAUUAUGAUAUCUGGGGCAAUACGGUCAAUGUAGCGUCUAGGAUGGAAAGUACCGGUAAGGCAGGUGCUAUCCAGGUGACGGAAGAAACAUGCCAUAUUCUCCAAACUUUCGGUUACACUUUCGAACAACGUGGGCUUGUUGCUGUUAAGGGCAAAGGUCAGCUGAUGACAUACUAUCUUCAAGGCAAAACUGCCAAGCCCCAGCCAAGUGCGACACCUGUUGAACUCACAAAUGGCUUUGUCGCAACCCCACCCACGUUAUCUGAAGAAAGGGCAGAACCGUCCCAGAGUGUGGAGAAAACUGAGACGGAGAGUACCAAAGUCGCUAAUGCUAUCAAUGAGGAUGACAGUCAACCAAAGGAGAUUCUUAGCAAUAUAAUAAAUUCGACAGCAUCAGAGGAAGAAAAUCUCGAACCAGACGCGAGGACGCCUCUCCUCACAGACACCAACAAGACCAUCAUCAAAUCGGGCGAAAUGUAGGAGGGUGGUAGCAAGUAGAGAACUCAACCAAUUUAUGGAACAAUCAGUAGGAGAAACUUCUUUCCAAAAUUAUCCAAAUGGAAGUUCAAUAUUUACUUUGGGAAAGUGUUAGAACUUUUUUUUUAUUUAUAAAAUACAGUGACUGACCAGACAAAUAGACUGUCAAGGUAAUUAUAUCAUCUUAUUAAUGGGUGUGAAAAGUUUUAUAAAUCAAUUAGGAAAAUUCAAUUGAAUUACAUUUUCAAGCAACACGAACAAAUAAUUUAAUUACAACUGAUUAAAAGCCACCGCAAAAUUGUAAACGUUUGUCGAUUUUUUUUUUUAAUAUUUAAAAUACAUGUGAAAUUAUCGUCUGCGCCGCAAAAGAAAUAUGCUAAUAUUUAUGCAAAAUCCACUACAUAUUUUUUUAUUAUUGGUUUUGGGAAAUUUCUAUUUUUCUACUUAAAAAUUUAUGAUUAAUUUCUCAUCUUGUUUGUGUUCAAAAUUUAAAAAGGAACUAUUUUUACUUUUACACAAAAGAAACAGUUUUUUAUAAAUUAUAAAAAAAAAAAAUAAAAUACGAUAAUUGAGUAUCGAAAAUUUUUAGUUUUUUCUUUUUAGUUUAUCCUUUUAGACAUAUUCCUUAUACUUAUUUAUAAUGAAUUUUAAAAAUGUCUAGAAGAUCCUAGAGUUGGUAUUAAUUGGUUUAAAUAAAAGCAAGACUUAAACAAUAUUGGAAAUUUCGCUUUUCCUAAAGCCUUGCCAUCCUUAAUAAAUUUAAGUAGGGAAUUAAGAUCCUCGUUUCUUCCAUAAAUCACUUUCUGUUCUGUUAGCUUAUUUUGCUUAAUUUUAAUGUUUAAUGUGAAAAAUGUAUUCAUUCAUUUCAUUAGUUUAAUUUCAUAUCUUUUUACUUCCUUCUCGCGUCCAUCGCCGUCUUUUAGUGUUCAGUCAAACCUCCAAAACAAAUCGUUGGAAGAGAUCCGAAAUAUUUUUUAUGCAUUUGAAACAAAAGUGCAUUACUCAUAUUAAAUUUUAAAUCACACUAUUAUCCAUUUUGCUAUCAUCAACUAUCCUAGACAAACCCUAUGAAUAUCUCAUUUUCAAGAGAAAUUGAACCGUUUCUUUCAAGUUUUUUUUUUCAAUUAUUAACGACUAGGGAAAACUGGGGCACCACUAAACUCGGGGUAUCACCGAACACUGAUUUUUUAAUUGGAUAUUAAACUUCAGAGGAUGGGACCUCUAUGAAUUCAUCAUAGAUACUAUAGGGAUGCUUGUCCACUGAAGAAAUGAUCGUCAUGGUCUAAGUAGUUUUGAAAUUAAAAUCAGUGUUCGGUGCUACCCCAUGUUCGGCGGUGCCCCAAUUUCCCCUAUAUAUUUUGUUUUAUCACAAAGUUGAAUUAUUCUUUAAGAAUUAUCAUCUUCCUCUAAACUAUUUUUACUGAGAGACUAUUUUUUGGCAGUCACUGUACCAAUAAAAUGAAAUAAUUUAGCGAGAGACGAGGAUGACUCAAUUUUUAGCCUUCGAAUAAAACUUAGGGUGAUGUUAACUAGAGAAAGAUAUUUUAGGCUUACAUUUAGAAUAAUAAAAUCAAGUAGUAAAUUUCUAAAAUAAUCUCUUGAUUUCUCACAUAACUUACACUAUCCACUUUCUUCACACAGACACAUCCAAUUAAAAAAAAAACAAAUAUCAUAAAAGAUCAAAAGGCUUUAAUUGCAUAUUGAUAGAAAUUUUCACAUACUUAUCGAUUUAAUUCACAUUAAAAGAAAUUCAUUUCCAUACACCAAACAACAUCUUCUUAAUUCUGGAGUGAUACAAGCUAUUUUUGUACAUUUUUUCCUCGCCAUCAGAUUUUGAGCGCGAUAAAAGAAAACAUUGUGGAGCAAAUUUGAAAAAUUCUUCAAAUUAGUGAUAAUUUUGCGAACACCUUUCAUAGAAUAAAAAACUUAUUGUAAUGAACAAGUAAUCGAUAGUGUCUACGAAAGAAAAAAUCAUUAGCUGAAAAACUAACCACCGAAUAAAAUCACAAGAAAUUUGAAAACAUAAAAAAAACAAAUAAAUCCACUGACCGGAGGUUAAAUACAAUAACAAACUGGGAAAAUUAAAUUGAAAAGAAAUUGGUUUUCUUUUAAAAAAUGAAAUCCGAGAGGUUUUUUACCGGUGUAUUUUCUAAAGUCACUUUUGCCAAAUUUCAAUACAUUUCGCACAAUAUUUCACAAGAAUAAACCAUAUUCAAUGACAAAUCGAAUUUACAUAAAUUAUGGAAUACUUUUGGAUGGAAACCUUUGAUGGAAGACAGCAAAUUUCAAUAUUUCAGAUGAUUUUUCCAAAGAUUCGGUCAAUUGUGGAAUACCUCUGAAAUACCAGACAACCGAAGAAGAAGCAAAAGAUUAAGAAUUUUACUUAGGAAAUUGUACCCUAAAAACUUACAAUGCUAAAAUGAUUAUAAAAUAGUGAAGAAAAGACAAAAUAUAGAAAAAAUAACAAAAAAAACAAA
Phlebotomus papatasi is the source of this 6545-nucleotide messenger RNA. It is a transcript of the gene Ac3, whose product is annotated as adenylate cyclase type 3. Gene Ontology annotation, cellular component: plasma membrane. The record is from RefSeq and is a predicted model, not a curated record. NCBI's taxonomy places the organism in Eukaryota, Metazoa, Arthropoda, Insecta, Diptera, Psychodidae. The transcript is spliced from 19 exons. Bases 727 to 4071 code for a protein of 1114 amino acids. Gene Ontology annotation, biological process: intracellular signal transduction; cAMP biosynthetic process; adenylate cyclase-activating G protein-coupled receptor signaling pathway. Gene Ontology annotation, molecular function: adenylate cyclase activity.